AUGAAGUUCGUCAUUGUCGCUGCCUUGGCCGCCCUCACCGGCGUCGAGGCCGCCAACUCGACUUUCACCUGCCGCAACUGUCCGGCCCGUUCGACUCACACCAUGCCGGGCCACUCCACUACCCACUACAUGCCCGGCCACACACCACAUCCCAUGCCAGUCAACAUGACGACGUCGAUCGUCACCAAGACAUCCAUCUACAUUAUCACGCAUUGCCCGCCCGCCAUUCUCAACUGCUUCCUCGGCCACAAGACGACCGAGACCAUCACCUACACCACUGUCUGUCCCGUGACACCCGAGACUCCGGUCCCAGGCAAACCUGGCUACCCCGCUGCUCCUGGAUACCCUGCCCCCCCUGGACCCCCUGGACAUCCCGCCGCGCCUGGAUAUCCCGCUGCGCCGGGGAGUCCUGGAAGCCCCGGAUACCCUGCUGCUCCGGCCGGCCCCGGGAGCCCCGGAUACCCUGCCGCUCCGGCCAGCCCUGGAAGCCCCGGAUACCCGGCGGCUCCGGCCAGCCCUGGAAAUCCUGGGUACCCGGCGGCCCCGGCCAGCCCUGGAAGCCCUAGUUACCCGGCGGCUCCGGCCAGCCCUGGCUAUCAGGCUCCGGCCAGCCCUGGCUACCAGGCUCCGGCCAGCCCUGGCUACCAGGCUCCGGCCAGCCCUGGCUACCAGGCUCCGGCCAGCCCUGGCUACCAGGCUCCAGCAAAUCCUGGCGCACCGGCUGCUGCCCCAGCCCCAGCUGCUGCCCCAGCCCCGGCUGCACCCGGUGCGCCCGCGAACCCCGGUUACCCUGCCGAGCAGACCAGCGUGGUGGUGGCCGGUGCCAACGGCAUCAUGGUCAGCGACGUUGGUGCCAUCCUUGCCGUCGUCGCUGCCAUGGCCGUCUACAUGCUGUAA
Drechmeria coniospora is the source of this 897-nucleotide messenger RNA. RefSeq lists its product as uncharacterized. The record is from RefSeq and is a predicted model, not a curated record. The coding region runs from base 1 to 897 and encodes 298 amino acids. The transcript is spliced from 2 exons. NCBI's taxonomy places the organism in Eukaryota, Fungi, Ascomycota, Sordariomycetes, Hypocreales, Ophiocordycipitaceae.